UCAAAAAACCAGUUUAUUUACUGAUCACAUUCAGUAAGAAUUUACGUCGCGCGCGGCAAAAGUCUACAAGCGCGUUGUGGAUCUCAUAGGAAUUCAUUGUUAGCGUAGUUACAUUUUAUGCGUAUUAUUAAUAUGUUUUAAAUUACAAAUUUGUGUUAACCAUUACUAGAUACGUUUAUUAUAUGAAUAGUUUAGUAACAAUUUAUUUAAAUUAAAAAAAAUAGUAUUUCAAAACCGAAGGUGUGUCUGUCGUAGGUUUGAAUUUCGAAUUGCGAGUGAACAUUGUUUGUGCAUUCAGGUGAAAAGGAAAAUUGUUCCGUGCAUACAAAGCCGCUAAAAAGAGAUGUUAGUUCAGUGUCAAAUAGUUCGAAAUCAAUUGUUUACUUGAAUGAUUAGUUCGUACUGACAUCGGUACGAGUUGUGAACUGAACAUGUGCAGGUCACUGGCUUGGUUCAACCAAAAAUCUUGAUGUUAUCUAGAAGGUUCUACGAGAUUGGCUAACAUGUAGUCAUGGCCAGCGGCAAAGUACUAUAUUCUAUAGCCGUUGUAGUACUCGGUUUUAUCUGCUUUGUUGUUGGAGCGGUUGCAGUUGGUCUACCGACUUGGGGACAUUUUUAUAGCUUAGAGAAUCCGAACUUCGACCAAGGCUACUUCGGACCAUGGCGGGUUUGCAAGAGGCUGCUGUACUACAGAGAGAAAUGUGGCACGGACGUCUCGAAGUUUCGACCGUCGACGGCGGUGUAUAUAUCAGGAGUUGUGGCGUCGGUCGGUGUUUCCGUCUUGGGAGUAUUUUGCAUACUGUCGGUACUGCAACUGGCCAUGAUAUCUUCGAAGGAGAAAGUCGGUUUCAAGUACACGCAUCUCGUUCUGACGAAGCUUGCUUUGGCACUUCUAGCAACGUUACUGUCCAUAGCAGCAGCUGGGCUGUUCGCUGUGCAGGGCGAUGACAGGGGAUUUUAUCUCGUUAGAGGCGAAGCUUUCUAUGUACAGAUAGUUAGCAUAGUAAUAAACUCAGCGUUAUUUAUUAUGUCGUUGUACGACACACUGUUUUCUCGUCGAGUUGGGGGUGACCCAACGAAUCCGCUGGGCGAGGUAGAAGAUAGCACUACGAUAAAUAAUCCAGGGUUUAAAGAAGGAAGAGGUAUAUCAAUGACAGAUGCAUCUGGGAAGCCGUACAGCACAAAUGGUCAUGGCAGUGUAGCGUCUAUGAACACAACAGCGACAACGUUAACUGGUCUAUCUGACGCCAGUACAAUAACGAGGUCGCCUCUUCGAUCAUCGUUGAAGAAGCCUAGGCCACGAGAAGGUGAGCCAGGGGGUAUGGGCAAAUGGAACCAUGGGUACUCAAAUAAUUCACCCCCACUUAACAGAAACGGGAGUCAGAAAAAGGUACGCAUACAAACGCAUAGCACUGAAGUUUAAUGGACUAUCGCUGUAUAUUUCUAUACAAAUAUUUUAAGACUUAAAGCACCGUCCUAUAUAAACACCGUUUUUUACUGCUUGAGUAAUAUGUAAUGUGCGAAAGAGAUAGGUGUAUACAAUGUCAUUGUGCGUGAAAGAGACGCACUGAUUUUUGUUAAUAUUUAUCUGCUGUGCAAGAAGACGACUAUAUAACCUGCUUAAAGGGACUCGUUGAUAUUAAUCAAGCUGUAUAAAGAUAUUAAUUAUACAGCGUGUUUUCAUCUAAUAGAAUCUAAGUUAUAUUAGCACAAUUCAUUGAUGAUAUUGGAUGGAAUUAAAUAAUUACAUUUCGUUGAUUCAAAAUAUAUGAGGAAAAUAAUUUAUCUCUUGAGGAUAAUAAAAUUUUAUUCAUAAGGAAAAAUA
Messenger RNA from Vanessa atalanta (red admiral), 1825 nucleotides. RefSeq lists its product as uncharacterized. Bases 512 to 1423 code for a protein of 303 amino acids. The record is from RefSeq and is a predicted model, not a curated record. Lineage: Eukaryota; Metazoa; Arthropoda; Insecta; Lepidoptera; Nymphalidae. The transcript has 7 exons.